AUGGCCGACAUCUCUCACACUCCCUUGGAUAAUAAGGCUAGUCCAAUUCAAGUCCCCGGCCUCCAUGGUCUUCCCGUCAAUGUGUUACUCCCCCACGAUCAGUUCGCUACUGGGGUCAGUGAAUCGUGGUGGCCAGUUCCCAUUCUCACGGUCAAGGAACUAGCCAUCAUGGAUCUAAUUAAUACCAUCACCGACCGACCGAAUUGGAACCGCGCCAUCUUUGACCAGAAGGUGACUGCUCAGUGGCGAGAAGACGCGAUGGCAUCGUCGCCGCUAAUCAAUGACAAAACCUGGGACUGGUGGUUGCAGGAGCUGCAAGACAAGGCUCGACGGUUCGAUAGAGACGGCCGUUUGGUAGUCUUCAACACACAUAGCGGUGUCUGUAAAUCCGAUACGGCAAUCCCUUCCCUGCUGGAGUGCCAACUGUCGAAUUCCGUUGAAAACUUAUCUCGCCAGGUCAUUCAACAGAAACCAGAGGCAGGUAUGACGGACCUUGUCGACCCAUCUUUGUUUCCUCUGGUUUUUGGGAGAACAAAAAUCCUGGUCGGAGGACAGUCUUGUGGCAUGGAAGCGAAUCUCUGGUCCUCAUGCAAUAAAAAGGACCAGGUUGUGUCAGAUCGGCCACAUGUGGUAGAACACGGCGAAAAUUGGACAUGGGAAGCCGGCGAGUCCAUCUGGUCCUCGAAAUUCCAGUGGCUGCCAUGCGAAGUGGAGUUCACCGGUCCUCCUGGCUCUACAGAUGUUCACAUUUCGUCUUACAUCAACAAUCUCCAUCCAACAAACCACGAAAUGUACUCAGCAAUCGAGACCGUGAUCUCCGGCAGCAUCAAGCAAUGGAACAAAAUCUUGGUUCGUAACAAGUGGAUAGGCGGGCGUUGCCGCCACUGUCCUCGUGAGCCCAUGCGAAUCCGCACUUACGGGGUCGAGUGGAAAGCUCAGUUCCCUGAAUGGGCAAAGAAAUUGCCCCCCAAAGAAGACGAGGACAAGCUCCCUGCCGAGGAAUACGAAGCCAUGUCGGCUCUAGUGGAGACAUACCUUCAGGAGCCUGAAUCCACGGAUGAAGUGCGCUGGAAUCGGGUCAGAACGCAAAGGAUCCCGCGGGAUUGGAAGACCCGCUGGGGGUUGCUGCGCACAUCCUUGACCAAAUAUGCAAACACGUUCGUCUUUGAGCACUCAGACCCAGGAACCGCGUACUCGUACGAGAAUUGGAAAGCAGGGCGGACGGGCAAAGCAAUCGUCGGUCCGUCGCAUCAUGAGUACAUUUGCCAUCCGGAGUAUGAACAUCGUAAAUUCAUGGAAGCAAACCCCUGGUUGGAACCGUACGAAUGGAUGUAUGCACCAAAGGAAGAGGACCCUGCUGAUCAUGAGUUCUACACGGUUGCAUUGCAGGAUGAGUUUCGAGAAAAAGGUCUCCAGGUGGUCGUCCGAGUCCAUAGCAUCGAGCUUGAUCCUGAGACACCAUCCUUUCCCGGCACGGAGUGGCACAUCGAAGGCAAUGCAAAUGAACGCAUAGUCGCCAACAGCGUUUACGCGUUUGACCUGGAAAACAUGUCCCAGCCGCACAUCAGCUUCCGGCAGAGAUGUACACACGAUACCGCUACUUGGGUUUAUGACCGAAUCGGUGCCCUGGAUUCAGAUGACGAUGAGGACACGUCUGACGAAAUUUACAUGAAGAACAACUUAUGGGACAUCAAGUACAUAGGAAGGCUUUUCGGAGUGGAAGACAUGCAAGGUAGUCCGGGAUGGCAACAGCUUGGGACAGUCAAGAUGUCUUCGGGCCGCCUGAUUUCCUUCCCCAACGCCUUCCAACGCCGCUUGGGCCCCAUACAACUCCAGGACAGAUCCAAGCCCGGGCACUGCCGUUUUCUCACUUUGUCCCUUGUUGAUCCAACCUACCGCCUUUGCUCUACGCGGAACGUCCUGCCCCAGCAGACUGGUUGGAUUCGAGGCGAUGGCGAUGAGUCUGCGAUGCAAAUGGACUUGGCAGAGGCCCUUGAGCUGCGCGAGGAAUUGAUGAAGAAACACGCCGAGAAGGAGGAGGGCGUCUAUAGGCUUCCUCGAAAUAUCUGCUUUUCUGGAUUUUGGUGA
This is a messenger RNA of Aspergillus terreus NIH2624, 2088 nucleotides long. Its product is annotated as DUF4246 domain-containing protein. The record is from RefSeq and is a predicted model, not a curated record. The transcript has a single exon. Lineage: Eukaryota; Fungi; Ascomycota; Eurotiomycetes; Eurotiales; Aspergillaceae. Bases 1 to 2088 code for a protein of 695 amino acids.